Messenger RNA from Bombyx mandarina (wild silkworm), 1919 nucleotides. RefSeq names its product spermine oxidase. Gene Ontology annotation, molecular function: polyamine oxidase activity. The record is from RefSeq and is a predicted model, not a curated record. Lineage: Eukaryota; Metazoa; Arthropoda; Insecta; Lepidoptera; Bombycidae.
ACAUGUAGCUAAUUAAAAGCACUUACAACAUGAUUGUACGCGUGGCGAUACUUGUGCUCUGCGUUGCGGUCCAAGGGCGCGGUAGCCCAAUGGCCACAACGUAUGAUACCAUUAUAGUAGGACUUGGGCCGGCCGGCUGUACUGCAGCAUCAACCCUCGCUCAGGCUGGCAAAAAAAUACUAGCUCUGGAAGCACAGAAUAGGAUCGGAGGGAGAGUUAAAACAGUACCUUUCGGUGAUGGAGUGAUUGAACUUGGAGCUGAAUGGAUCCAUGGGACCCAUCCGAGUCGUGUUUACGAUCUGGCCAUCAAGAACAACGUCUCCAUCAUAUCUCAGAACCUGGGCUUCGAAGCGUAUCGUUCGAAUGGAACGAAGGCGGACACGGCUCUCAUCAAUGAGCUGUUCGAAUACACCCUGGAGGUUCAAGAGCAUCCACCCGAGACUCCUCAGCCUCUGGGACAGUUCAUCACAACGAAAAUUAAGGAGUACUUAGGUGAGAAACACCCGGACGUGUUGAAAGAUAAAGAUUACGUCGACGAAAUCCUUCAUUUCCUCGAUCUUCUAGUCGAUAAUUACGAGGCUUCUAACAGCUGGAACGAUGUGACUACUCAGACGCACUACGUGGACUUGGAAGGGGAUCAGCACAUGAGCUGGCACAGGAACGGAUACAGCACCCUGUUCGAUAUAUUGCUGAACACGUAUAAGGGCGGUCCCGGUUACCCUAAUCUGGAAAUACAGCUGAACAAGGAGGUGGUCCUAAUCGAAUGGCCAACGGACCCAGAGCAGCUGGUCACGGUGAGCUGCAAAGAUGGCACCAAAUAUACCGCGAACAAUGUCAUAGUAACAGUAUCUUUGGGGGUUUUGAAGGAAAGUCACAAAACAUUAUUUCGACCUACCCUACCAGGAAAAAAAAUAAAAGCAAUAAACAGCACGUCUAUAGGAGUUGUAGACAAGAUUGUACUGUCGUUCGAACGGGCAUGGUGGCCGAAAGGUCUUAGUUUCUUCGGGUUUCUGUGGGACGAGAAUUGCCUGAAGAGGGUGAGGAGUGAAGAUAUGUGGAUGACGCAAAUUUUUGGCGCCAGUUGCCCCAAAGGAUCCGAUAUAUCCAUGACGUUGUGGACAAGUGGAAACGGGGCCAAACUGGUGGAGAAGUUACCCGAAGACGUGGUCAAAAGUAAAAUAAUGGAGAUACUCAGGAAAUUUCUGGGCAAACACUUCACUAUACCGGAACCGGUCGCAAUGAUAAGGUCGGACUGGCACAGCAAUCCGUUCACACGAGGCAGCUACACUUACGAUAACGUAGACGCGCCAAAGUACCCUGACGCCAGGAUCCACUUGGGCGAACCGUUGCUGGACUCUGCCGGGAAACCAAGGGUCCUGUUCGCCGGCGAAGCCACGGAUCCGACUCAUUUCUCGACUGUACACGGUGCCACGGAUACCGGGUACAGGGAGGCCAUGAGGUUAUUACCCGCAACGAGUAAAAUAUAAAUUAACAAUAAAAUAAAAUAAAAAAAUCACCAAGUCCGAGACACAUGCCGUUACUCGAAAAGAUGCCGCUACUCGACGAGAUGCCACUACUCGACAAAAUGCCACUACUCAAUAAAAUGCCACUACUCGACAAAAUGCCACUACUCGACAAAAUGCCACUACUCGACAAAAUGCCACUACCCGACAAGAUGCCACUAUAAGUACUAUAAAUAAACUAAUCAAAUCUGUUUCGAUUCUAUUCGUAAUCAUAUAGCCGAGUUUCUGUAACAGAUUUGUUUAAAAUCUCUUGAAAAUAAAAAUGUAUGUAAAUGUAUUUAUAUUAUCAAGAUGAGGCCAUGAUUUUGAAGUUGUUUAGAUAAUUUAUUUCAAACAGCUUUGUCCGUUUGUGUUUGCCAUAAAUGGUUGAAGCAGUCCACUAGAGGCUAUUUUUAU